UCAUCAUCAACAGGGCAACGCGUAGUCGUAGUGGACGUUCGCGUACGGAACCGGUCGAAAGAGUGUUCACAUUCACAAUUUAAAGGGCAAAGGCUACCAAACAGUCCAAGUAAUAACCGUUUAAUCGACGCAGUACUUGCAUUCGUCGUGUAACCGUUGUUUUAUAAUUCAGACUAUAAACUGAUAAGCGCAACGGGUGAAUAUGGACGUACGCCUGGUUUGUUUAUGAAAUGUAGCCUAUCUUUUUCUCGUGAGCGUGGAUUUGGAACCUUGCAAAAGUUCACUUGGUAGCUCAUCUGCUCGCCAGUGUGGAACGCGCUGUGAUGCCGAUGGUUUCAUUUGAAGAACGUCAGGCAGGUCUGAUAUUAUAACAGUAUUGUAACGUGGAAGGCUAUUUAAACCUCAUCCUCUGACAAGGCGUAAAUACAGUAAUAGCUCAGACCUAUUCAUCCCCAGGAGAGGUUGCACCGAACAAGCAUCAGGCGAUACUCUAAAUUAACUAACCAAUCCUUCAUUCGGAGGGUUUAUCUCGUCGCCUGUCAUCCUUUCAUCUGUGAUAUUGACUGAACAGUGAGCUUCUGGGAGAUGGAUCUAGACAACCAGAACCAAAGCCAGCCCCACCCUGAGAACCCAUCUGGACUAUCAGAGGUUUUAACCCCCACUCCAGCAGCACCUCCAGGCACAGAAACGCCAACCUCUGAACCCUGCGCCAAUGCUCCUGCUCCUCAACCGUCAGUCCCAGCCCGGCCUCGACGGCCUCAGAGGACCCCCAGAGUAGAGGGCUCUGUAGACGUCUGUGAGCCCACACCUGACCCCACAGAGGCUAACCAGGACAGAUCCACUCCUGAUGCUCCAGCUGGGGCCAGCCGUCAUAAGCCCCUGCGGCCUGGAGCAGCCAAGCCCCCUGGGGGGCCUGGAGAGCCAGUGGGGUACACUGAAACCACUCUGAAGGCUGGCCCUAAAGUCCCAGGCCACCCCCCUGGGGCCCGGAACCCCAUCUCAAUGAGGGCAGCCUCAGUGCCCCAGCCACCGCCCUCCAGGCCUAUACCUCCCCACCUCAACCCUCAUGCCCAGAGGGCCUUCUCCGUGUCGGGCACCGCGGACACACAGGCCCAGGUGGUAGAAGACUUCAGAGUGCACAUAAUAACAUGGAAUGUGGGCGGUGCCAUGCCGCCAGAUGACAUCACUGCUCUGCUGGGAUUGCAUGUUGGGGAUGGAAACACAGACAUGUAUAUCAUUGGGCUACAGGAAGUCAACUCCAUGAUCAACAAAAGGCUGAAAGACGUUCUCUUCACAGACCAAUGGAGUGAUGCCUGCAUGGAGAGACUCAGCCCCUUCGGAUACAUACUGGUGACGUCUCAGCGGAUGCAGGGGGUGUUGUUGCUGGUGUUUGCUAAGUACUACCACCUCCCCUUCAUCCGAGGGGUGCAGACAGAGACCACCCGCACUGGCUUAGGGGGCUACUGGGGUAAUAAAGGGGGUGUGAGUGCGCGCAUGUCUGUGUUCGGUCACACCAUCUGUUUCCUGAACUGCCACCUGCCGGCCCACAUGGAGAACUCUGAGCAGCGCAUGGAGGACUUUGAGAGCAUCCUGCAGCAGCAGCAGUUUGAAGGCCAGGCUGCCACAGGGGUGCUCGACCACGAUGUGGUGUUCUGGUUUGGAGAUCUGAAUUUCCGCAUUGAUGAACUGGAGAUUCCGGCAGUGAAAACAGCCAUUGAUAACAAUAAACUCACCAUGCUGUGGGAGAAAGACCAGCUGAACAUGGCCAAAGACAGCGAGACGGUGCUGGUGGGCUUUCUGGAGGGACCUCUCAAAUUCCCCCCUACUUACAAGUUUGACGUGGGGACAGAUACAUAUGAUACAAGUGGGAAGAAGCGUAAGCCUGCGUGGACAGACAGGAUCCUGUGGCGUCUGAGGGCCACAGCUCCCUUUGGGCAGGCCCCUAAUGCUGGGAAGAGAGGCUCUGUGUCAGGACUGAGCAGCGGGACCAAGGUCACCCAGCACUUCUACCGCAGUCACAUGGAGUACAUGGUCAGCGACCACAAGCCUGUCUCUUCCAUCUUCACCCUCCAGUUCCCCUAUAAGGUGGACAUGCCACUGGUGACAAUCAUGGUGGAGGAUGAGUGGAACAGCAUUGCAGACGCCAUGUGCACAUUCAAAGCUGCACCUAAUUUCGCACGCAGCUCCUGGGACUGGAUUGGGCUGUACAAGGUGGGAUUCAAACACCAUAAGGACUAUGUAGGCUAUGUGUGGGCCAAGCAGGAGGAGGCAGAUUACCAUAGAGUAGAACACGAGGUGACCUUUACUGAGGAAGAAUUGCCCAAGGGCUCAGGAGACUUUAUUUUGUGUUACUAUAGCAACAACACGAGCACCCUCGUGGGUGUGACAGAGCCUUUUCAGAUCCAGCUGCCCACCUCCAGCCCCGCCGGUAGCCCCUCUGACGACAGUUCUGACUUCACCUCUGAGGACGACAGCACAGUGGACGGUAUGAAGACCAAGUCCCGCAGUCCCAGCCCCCGGAAAAAGAAGCACAGAACACGGCACAGCCAAAGCCGCAGUCCCAGCCACAGCCGUAGCCGCAGUGGCAGCCCUGCUCUGCCCGAAAUGAAGGACCUCAAGCUGCAGCCUGGCUUGGCCCACAACACCACUGAUGGCUCUGCCUCUGGCAAUGCCCCAGAGGGUACGGAUCGGGAGAAGGUCUCAGCUGAGGCUGGAAAUACAGGGUUGUGAUGGAGCCCUUGUUAUCCUGCUCUCCCAUUACCAACUAUGUGUGAUUUCUUUAUACAUGAUGCACUGUACUGUAUUGUAUGUUUCCUUUAUUGAAAAUGUACAUUUGCGGAUGCCAUUUGUUUCAGAACUGGGGUUAGGCUUCUGGUACAGGAAGACUACUUUGUCUUGUGUGAUUUUUCUCUCACUCUUCCCUCUCAGGCAUAGAACAUACAGGGAGCUUUUGGCUGAUUUCAAUAGGUCCUUACAUGGCAAAUCAUUCCCAAAUCCCAGGCAGAGGGAAAUUGCUACCAAAUGCAUUUGGGGUCCAUAUCGGCAGUUGUUUCACAGAUAUUUUGAAGCAGCAUAAUAUUUCCCCCUCUAUAUCAGCCCUGGUGGCUUAGUCAGCUGAUCAGCAUGUGUGUGAGCAUGAGGAAAUGCUGUCUCCCGAUGAGGCAAACAAUUAGUUUGACUCCCAAAGGGAACAUUCCUUACAAAUAGGAAUAAUCCCUAUUUGCUUUAGCAGGUCCUGCCCUCCAUUUCAAUACAGCAUAGUGUCUCCUGCUACAUACAUUCUCUAAGGGACCAGGUUACCAUGGACAAAACCAUUUGUCACAGUAUGUGCAACCCCUUGUGAGUUGUGAGCGCAUCUCUGAGCGGCAGGUCUUUGUAAAACUAUCCUGAGGCCUGGCUGCAUGGGUCACUUAAAUGCCAUGGUGAAAAAACAAGGUAAAAAAUGUUAAUGUUCACCUUCAGGUUACUGAUGUUCCCAGUUAUCCUCUUUCCUUCCCUCCCCAUCUCUAUAUCUCUCUUCUUAUGUCCCCUCUCUCUCUUUUUCUCUUUGGGUGAAGGUGAUUAGCAGACACUGUUAUGUCACUAGUAGUAAUGUGUUGAAUUGUUAGCGUGUGACCUCCAAUGAGCCAUCCUAAACACUUUGUACCUAUGGGCUGUUAGCUUAGGACAGUGUGUGCUGUUGUACUGUAACCUCAUUGUGUGUGUGUUCAUGUAAGUAUGCCACUGUAUGAGUGUGUCUUAUGAAAGUUUGGGUUUGCAGAAGUGAGUGUGUACUUCUGUGUGAUUGAUAGUGGUGUGUAUGUGCUUGCAUGGUUUUCUGGACUGUACAUUCCGGUACUGUGAUUUUGUGCUGUUAAAAGUGCUGUUAUUGACUCCUCUUUGUAAGAUACUUAGCUGUUGAGAAGUGUUAGGAAAAACAUGUGGUGAUGACAGUGUAAACGCAACAUUAUAUGGUAGAUAUAGCUACAGUUUGCUUGCAGAACAACAAGAAAUUCUUGUAUUUAUUUUAUUCAAUUCAAUUAUUUUCAUCCUAUUUAAAAUAUACAAAAUACAAUGUAGAGAGUUUGAAGCUCAUCCAAGGUAAAGGAUCAGUGCUGCGUAUGUGCAAGUGAACUUGGCUUUUGUUGUUGUUGUUGUUAUGUAUUGAUUAUGUGUAUCAAUCAAUAUAACUGAAUUGAUCCAAAGUACGGUUAUAGAAAAGGUGAUAAGGAAAGACUAGAUCUGAAAAUCAAGUUGAAUUGUCCUUUGUUGUUUUAGUCUUUGGCAACGUCUCGCUCCCAUACUAUACGUGCAAUGACAAAUAUGUGAAUAGUAACUAAGAAAUGUUAUUGAAAGCUUCUAAUAUGUUUUUUUUAAAUGAGAGUAGGUGAUGUAUGUCAAUGACAAAUAUCAAAUAGAGAACAGAUGACAAUCAAUGCCCAAAAAGAUUAUUAUACUUAAACAUUAUGCAUUUAUUUUCUUAUUUUGUGUCAAAAGAGAGCCUGAAUUCUGCUGGCCAGUGUGGGUGAAAAAGGGUUUAAAGUUAAAGUUCUAUUCAAUUUAAUAGGCUAUAUUGUGUAUACAUAUUGGUUUUAUAUUUAUUUUACUUUUCUAUUUAUUCAUGCACACAACAGUUUUAUGUGGAGGCAAAAAUAAACAACCUCUUUUCACUUGGUUUAUCUGUGAUUUCAGAUCAAAAGUAGGUUUUGUGCAUUGUAUUGGCUCUGCAAGCUUGUAUGUGAUUGGGAUCUGAGGAGACUGUCUUUUAAAACAUCUGGGCAACAUUACAGCAACAUUGUCAGAGGCAUGAAUUGGCUAGUUGUUGAAUGUUGAUGUUGGAGGGUGGUGUGUGGACUCGUCCGCUGGGGUCAGGGCACAGAGGGAACCCCUCUGCUUUCCAGCUCAACACCUCUGUCACACACACACACACGCUGUUCAGAGAUCAAAUAAAACUCCUCGUCAAGCUGUA
Molecule: messenger RNA, 4948 nt
Organism: Oncorhynchus tshawytscha (Chinook salmon)
Lineage: Eukaryota; Metazoa; Chordata; Actinopteri; Salmoniformes; Salmonidae
Product: phosphatidylinositol 4,5-bisphosphate 5-phosphatase A
Exons: 13
Coding region: 586-2730 (714 amino acids)
Biological process (GO): phosphatidylinositol dephosphorylation; negative regulation of peptidyl-serine phosphorylation
Cellular component (GO): ruffle; plasma membrane; cytoplasm
Molecular function (GO): phosphatidylinositol-4,5-bisphosphate 5-phosphatase activity; phosphatidylinositol-3,4,5-trisphosphate 5-phosphatase activity
Source: RefSeq, a predicted model, not a curated record